Neoarius graeffei (lesser salmon catfish) is the source of this 5709-nucleotide messenger RNA. RefSeq names its product zinc finger protein OZF-like. Gene Ontology annotation, biological process: negative regulation of transcription by RNA polymerase II. Gene Ontology annotation, molecular function: DNA-binding transcription repressor activity, RNA polymerase II-specific; RNA polymerase II cis-regulatory region sequence-specific DNA binding; histone methyltransferase activity. The record is from RefSeq and is a predicted model, not a curated record. Bases 2187 to 3809 code for a protein of 540 amino acids. The transcript is spliced from 4 exons. Lineage: Eukaryota; Metazoa; Chordata; Actinopteri; Siluriformes; Ariidae.
ACCAUGCCCUGCUCCAGUGGCUCCACCACAUGAAGGAUGCCAACACAGAUCACUCGUUGGUAUCUGGUCCUGCAGCCCUUUAAAUCUGAGGUGGUCCACAGGCUCAGGGCACAGAUGGUGGUGGCAGAUUACCUCUUCUGCUGGGGAGGUCAGCUGCAGGCCGGACAGCUCCCCGGCCUGAGUCGAGCAGUGGGGGUAUGUGGCAGCGGGGGCAUGGUUGAGCAUCGGCUGUGAACGGCAAGGAGGCAGGUUGAACUAACAGGUAAUAUGUGAUGAGGUGCACUUGUGUCAAAUUACUGGCGGUCUGUUAAUCUGUGUCUCUGUGUGUCUUUCAGACAGUCAGGAACGAGAGAGAGCUGCAACACCCCGUCAUGUGUGUUUGUUUGUUUGGUGAAAAGUCACUGAAACGUGUGCAAAAAUAAAAGAACUCGCCUGUUCUGAAGCCUGCUUCCAAUUCCUCUGUUUCCCAAAAUCAUAAAUCUGUUACAACAUUGAUUGCAUUCUUUUCAGCAGGGGGACUUGAUUCAGAGUCUGGACUGAUCUCCUUCGGCUCCACCGUGUUAAAAGGAAGUGAAGCUUGCACACACACAUUUGCAGACAAUACAGAAACAGACGGGCACACCACCAAUGCACGUUUAAUCAACUUUACACUUUUUGAGUUUUCUCUGUUAUCAUUACCAACCUUUUUCUUAUGCGCACGGGCAUGGUAGCUUGUCAUUUACUAUCAAACUAAUGCUUAACAAAUAGUUCUCAUCAAAAGUACCUAGGAUAAGUGGACCCUCCGUCCAUCUGGCCAAAUUAUCAAUGAAAGGUUGCACAAAAUAGGCAGCAUGGUGGUGUAGUGGUUAGCACUGUCGCCUCACAACAAGAAGGUUCUAGGUUUGAGCCUAGUGGCUGAUGGGGGCCUUUCUGUGUGGAGUUUGCAUGUUCUCCCCAUGUCUGCGUGGAUUUCCUCGAGGUGCUCCAGUUUCCCCCACAGCUCAAAGACAUACAGGUUAGGCCAAUUGGUGCCUCUAAAUUGACCAUAGGUGUGAAUGUGAGUGUGAAUGGUUGUCUCUAUGUGUCAGCCCUGCGAUGAUCUGGCAACUUGUCUAGGGUGUACCCUGCCUCUUGGCCAUAGUCAGUUGGGAUAGGCUCCAGCUUGCCCGCAACCCUGCACAGGACAAGCGGUUAUGGAUAAUGGUGGAUGGUUGCACAAAAUAGCCAAAGUCCUUAUCAUACAUGAAUUGAUUUGGAGUCUUACAUUUGCUCUUAGACUGAUCACUACCACCCAUCUUGAUACACAUAAAACACAACACACAAAAAGAAAAAAAAACAAAAUGAGGAGAAUUUCCUUGGCAGAGUGAGGUAAAGUUUCAACAAAUUAUAAUAUUGGGAAAUAAUUUUUCUGCUUUGAGUGUACAAACUUCUCAACCUGCCUCUGAGAAUGUCACUGAGACCAUAUCCAUAGAGUAUAUGACAGUUUUAGGACACAUGUGACUGAGUAAGACUCAACAGCCCUCUUUUUCCCAGAAACAAUCGGAGAUAAAGAUAACUUGGGCAAAUCAGACAAAUCAAAUCACAGUUCCUUCCAGUUGGCCCUAGAAAACACCAUAGGGCUAUUUAUACAAUGCACGUAUGUGUGCAUUUGGGAUAACCAAAUCUCAGAUCUCUAGAUGGAAGAAGAGAAUCCAGGAUACUUAAAAAAAUAAUUUUCUUACCUUCCACGUGGAGAUCCCAAACGAGCCCCCCAAAAAUGAAUAGGUUUUGUCCGUACUGAAGGAGUAUAAUCUAGGAAUGUUGACCUCUGCUGCCUAGGAGAUUCUGCCUCAUGGAUAUCCGGAAGCAACAUUCACUGACGCAGACACAGCUGUUCAGCGAUGUUUCUCAGUUUAUUGAAAGACAAACAUGAGUAUAUAUCCACAUUCAAGAGUGUGUUGUAACUAAAUGAUUGGAAGAUGGGAUUUAUGAAGUGAAGUUAUCUGUGUAUGACAGGGUAACAUCAGUGGGUGAUGAAGCAUUACCUCACUGGUCAGGAUAACCUUAUGGAAACAAAGAGCAGAUGUGCAAGCGAAGAUAAGUUUCAAGGAUUUAACUAGAGCUAGCCAAAACAAGAAGCAAUCAAACCAGCCUGUUCCAGUUGCAAGCAUGCCACACAGAUAUACAGGAGCAGGCAGUGUGAAGAAUACAUAGAUGCCAAAAGAAAAAUGCAUGCGAACUGGAUGAGGUAUGUGAAUUGUGCCCGUAAUGAUAAUGAACAGAAUCUGGUGGCAUUUCAGUAUCGAGGGGAGAUUCUGUAUCGUUGCUGUCAACCCAUUAACCCAGGACAGGAGCUCUUGUUGUGGUAUGAAGAGGAGUAUGCCAAAGAACUCAGUCCGGCUUUUGACUACCUCUGGAACAGAAAGUGCUCCACGAAUGAAGUAAACAGCGCUCUGUUGCAAGUCUUUUCUUGCUUGGCAUGUCCUCUUUCCUAUGCAUCUCAAAUUUACCUAGACAAGCACAUACAGAGAUGCCACUAUGAAGAGUAUGCGAGACUGCAGGAAUCAGGAGAGAUUAAGUAUGAGCUUCAGGUCCCCACCAAAGGCUCCAAUUACCAGUCAACAUCAUCCGAUUCUCUCAGUUCUCACACUUCUCACAGUAAUAUACAGAAGGAAAUUCACCACUGCUCGGAGGGUGGAAAGAGUUUUGGUGAUCAAAAUUACUUCAGAAUCCACCAGUGCAGUAAAGCAGGAGAGAAGCAACAUUACUGCAUGCAGUGUGGACAAAGUUUCUAUCAGCGGAACAGUUUCCAACGACAUCAGCGUGUUGACACAGGAGAGAAGCCGUAUCACUGCUCACAGUGUGGAAAAAGUUUUAGUCAUCAGUGUACACUUGAACGACAGCACAUUCACACAAAAGAGAAGCCGUAUCAGUGCUCACUCUGUGGAAAGAGUUUUAUCCAACAGAGUCAUCUCCAUUUACACCAGCGAAUUCACACAGGAGAGAAGCCAAAUCACUGCUCACAGUGUGGAAAGAGUUUUAGUUGUCAGAGUGCUCUCCAGAAACACCAGCAAAUUCACACAGGAGAGAAGCCGUAUCACUGCUCACAGUGUGGAAAGAGUUUUUCUCAUCACUGUACACUCCAACGACACCAGCGUAUUCACACAGGAGAGAAGCCGUAUCAGUGCCCACUCUGUGGAAAGAGUUUUACUCAACAGAGUCAUCUCCAUCUACACCAGCGCAUUCACACAGGAGAGAAGCCGUAUCACUGCUCACAGUGUGGAAAGCGUUUUACUCAUCAGAGUCACCUCCAUCUACACCAACGCAUUCACACAGGAGAGAAGCCAUAUCACUGCUCACAGUGCGGAAAGAGUUUUACUCAACAGAGUCAUCUCCAUCUACACCAGCGCAUUCACACAGGAGAGAAGCCAUAUCACUGCUCACAGUGCGGAAAGAGUUUUACUUAUCAGAGUCAUCUCCAGCUACACCAACGCAUUCACACAGGAGAGAAGCCAUAUCAAUGCUCACUAUGUAGAAAAAGUUUUACUCAAAAGAGUCAUCUCCAUCUACACCAGCGCGUUCACACAGGAGAGAAGCCGUAUCACUGCUCACAGUGUGGAAAGAGUUUUACUCAUCGUAGUCAUCUCCAGCGACACCAGCGUGUUCACACAGGAGAGAAGCCGUAUCACUGCUUACAGUGUGGAAAGAGUUUUACUCAGCAGAGUAAUCUUCACCUACACCAGCGUGUUCACACAGGAGAGAAGCCGUAUCACUGUUUACAGUGUGGAAAGACGUUUACUUAUUCAGUUACAUUUAAAACGCACAAGUGCACUAAAUCAGAUAUUGCAUAAUUUAAUGUUGUCAGAUUAAAUAUGUUUAUUACGAUUUUGGCUAAAAACGAUUUGUAUUUCAUGCUGUAUUUUUUUCAUUUUAAUUACCUUUCUUGUAGAAUGCAAAAUGUGUAAGCUUAUAGUACUGUUUAAAAUAAGAUUAUUAAUGUUUUCUUUCACCUUUAAGUAGUUGUUGCAUGCAAUUUCAGUCAGAAGUAUACAUACAGAGACACGAAUAUCAUGAUAUGCUACCUGGGAGCGUUCUAUGGGGAAGGCCAGAGGUUGCAGCUCGAGGAUCAACAAACACUGAGACAAAAACGAUCUGCAAGUACCUGGUUCUCCAUUGUAGGGCUGAGGCGCUGGAAGUCUCGGUGCGUGGAGAAAGGCGGUGGCAGGAGCUUAAGUAGGAGAUGGCUGGGCAGGGGUAGGCACGGCUUGACAGCGCUGCAUCUGCGUGGUGAGAAGGUUAAGUGAGUUGAACAGGGUGGCGAGGUUCUGGGUAAUUUGUUGUAGGGCUUGUUGGUGGGUCCCGAGGAGAGUCACUUGCUGCUGGAUGGCCGUUCUCAGAUGGGCGAGUUCCGCUGGAUCCAUGUUGGCCAGAACGUACUGUUAGGAUUGAUGGAGGUGUGGUGAAGUUAGGAUCCAAGAGCAGAACACAGACAGUAAUCCAAUAAAUAACAUGAUUUAAUUCAGGGAAGAAAGGGUGUGGCAACAAGGUAAACAAAACUGUAGCAAAUCAGAAGCGAGCUUUUUGGUACCCCAAUGUUGUCACGAUGAGCAGCCAAUCAGCAUCAAGCUUUCAUACAGUGUAGCUGACGUGAUUGAAGGUCAAGCCAAUAAAGUCACCACAAGUACAUAACACAGUAAAAAGUUUAGAAGAACAUGAAAAUAACCACUGAUAACCAUAGGAAAGAAAAGGUUUUGGAAAAUAGGAAAUCUACUAUCAUUGUUGGUUGAGAAACUUUGUAAAGUAAUUGGCGCCAGGCUGAUCAUAGCCAGAUUUUGCACCAGGCACCAGCCCUGUGAUCCUUAUCCUUCACAGGUAACACUUCAUGGUUUGUGUUACAAAAAACAGUAAUAUGAUGUUAAAGUUUGACCUGUCUUCUGCAUUUUACUGCCUUGCUUCACUGCUAAUCACCCACAACCUCGUGACAUUCAAUGAGUGAAACAGAAAAUCUAAAGCUGUUUUCAAUUCAGCAAACCAGUCUCUACAAACUUAUCAACAGAUUUAUAAAGUAUUUGUGUUAUUUGCUGAAUAAAAGUUAUUGUUUGAGUAUUAGCUGUGUGAGGACCUGAAACCAGACACUAUAGGUGGAGGGACAUCAGAUUCAGAGGACCCCUCUGGGGACCAGCAGAACAGAGUCUAUGGAACUCAUACACUCACCGGCCACUUUAAUAGGAAAUUGUUCAUGAUUCUAAGAUUCCUGCUCUUAGCAGGCAGAAGUGGAACCCAAUGUGGUCUUCUGCUGUUGCAUGCUGAGAUGCUUUUCUGCUCACCAUGGUUGUAAAAAGAGUUGCUAUAAUCUAUCCUGGCAGCUCGAACCAAUCUGGUCAUUUUCCUCUGACCUCUCUUAUCAACAAGGCUUUUCCACCCACAGAACUAUCACUCACUCAAAGUUUUUUGUUUUUCGCACUAUUCUGUGUAAACUCCAGAGACUGUUGUAAGUGAAAACCCUAGGAGAUCAGCCGUUUCUGAAAUACUCAAACCAGUCCAUCUGGCACCAACACCCAUGCCACAGUGAAAGUCAAAGAGAUCACAAUUUUCCCCCAUUCUGAUGUUUGAAGUGAAAAUUAGCUGAAGCUCUUGAUUUGUAUCUGGAUGAUUUUAUGCACUGUGCUGCUGUCAAGGGAUUGCCUGAUUAGAUAACUGCAUAAAAUGGCAGGUGUUUUGGUGUUUCUAAUAAAGUGGCAGGUGACUGUA